This is a messenger RNA of Botrytis cinerea B05.10, 2092 nucleotides long. RefSeq lists its product as hypothetical. Gene Ontology annotation, molecular function: RNA methyltransferase activity; RNA binding. The transcript has a single exon. Bases 27 to 1991 code for a protein of 654 amino acids. Gene Ontology annotation, biological process: rRNA methylation. Lineage: Eukaryota; Fungi; Ascomycota; Leotiomycetes; Helotiales; Sclerotiniaceae. Gene Ontology annotation, cellular component: mitochondrion. The record is from RefSeq and is a predicted model, not a curated record.
GGCUCAAUUUUCUUCUAUUGCCAAAAAUGAUGUGGAAACAUCAUCAUGGCACUACCAAUGCAAUGAGUGCAACAAUUUUAACAGGAGCGAAAGCUACUCAAAGAGUAAGUUAUGUUCUUCAGCCAUUAUAUUCAUCUUCUUGCUUUGUAAGACAUGCUUCCAUUAAUUCUGGCAUAAACCGUGGGCUUCGAAAGUCUAAAGGAGUUGGGUUUAGAGGGAAGGAUAAAGUUCGUUCCAGCCGAGACGACGAUGGUGGCGGCCGAGGGUUUCAAGUUCCUGGAUCAAAUUCAUAUUCAAAGCCGCGGCAGGAUAGGGGCUUUGGCGAUGACUUCGGAGGCAAGAACAAAUCCAUGCACACAAGAUUCAAGGGUACUGGCCGGGACGAUGCAUUGAAGCCAGAGUAUAAGACACCUUCUCCCUUUGGGAAUCGCCAGGGCAGGGAAUACUACAAGGAGGGAAAACCUGAAAAGUCACAGGGAUUCCGGGCCAAAAAUUCGUAUGAGGGAGAAUCUUCUGGAAGGUACAACGAAUCACGAGGUAGCAAAGUUGGUUACGAGAAGAAGUCUUAUGGUUCUUUCGAAGCUCGGGAAGAAACCUCUGGCUAUGAAAAAAGGCCUUUCAACAGAUCCCAAGAGCUUCCAGAAAGACGUCGUUUCGAUGAGAAAAAUUAUGAGCGCAAAUCCCGUGACAAUCGUUCUCAGAACGAGCCAAAAUCUUACUCAAACCUUGAAAGGGCGAACAAGUCUUUCGGGGUAGGGCGUGACAGCUCAACAAAAUGGGGCAAGGGCCAUGCAUAUCCUUCAAAAUACCCUUCCCGCGAAGAACGACUAGCCACGAAAGCCACCAGAUCUGAAUUAUCUACAGAAUCCCCUCGCUCGGAGCCUACCUCAGAUCCUUCCUCGGAAUCUCAUUCCAAUUUUUCUCCACCCAGAAUAAGUUCUGCUUUUGCCCAAAAGAUGCCUAUCACUAUACCAUACACGACACCAGCUUCUGAGUUCCUGUAUGGCACAUCUGUCGUCGAAGCCGCCUUGAAUGCGCGACGCAAGAGAAGUAGAAAGCUCUACAAACUUUACAUUCUCAAGGGUGAAGAUCGCCAAAAUGGAGAGCGAGACGGUGCUAUAGCAAAAUUGGCUCAGAAGAAAGGAGUUGAAGUUGCUAUAGUAAGAGGGCACGAUUGGCUACGAACCCUAGACAAGAUGAGUCAAGGCCGUCCACACAACGGAUACAUACUUGAAGUUUCGCCUCUACCUCGCCUUCCGCUCAUGAGUCUUGGCUCAAUAAUCGACCAGGAUGACAGCUUCGCCAUCAAACUUACCCCUGACCACCAGUCCCGCGAGGAAAUCGAAGUCAACGGCAACGAUACCAUAAUCAAAGUCGCCAAAGAUUCCACUGGUCGUAAACCCCUCAUUCUUCUCCUAGACAGCAUAGAAGACCCCCAAAAUCUCGGCGCCAUCCUACGCACAGCACUAUUCAUGGGCGUAACAGCCGUCGCGAUCUCCACCCGCAACAGUGCUUCCUUCACCCCUGUCGUCUUCAAAGCAUCCGCCGGCGCCGCCGAAAACAUCGAGAUCUUCUCCGUAAACAAACCCGGAGGAUUCGUCACGGGUUCCCAAGCCGCCGGCUGGAAAAUCUACGCAGCAGUAGCUCCACCUGCUCCUCGGAAAGCAGACUCGAGGCACAUGUGGCCCCCCACUUCUCAAGAAUUCGUCUGGACCCACGACCUCCAAGAUCCCUUACGAGAUGAUCCUUGUAUCUUGAUGGUUGGAGGCGAAGGCGAGGGUCUGCGCAAAGCUUUGAGAGAUCAUGCUGAUGUGCAUCUUUCGAUCAAGGGUGCAGGUAACCGUGGCAGGCUGGAUAGUUUGAAUGUUAGUGUAGCAACCGGCAUGUUAUGUGACGCGUUCAUGAGACAAACAACUCGAAAAACUGUUGAGGAAGCAGUUCAGGAAGUUGAAAAGGAAUCGGAAGAGUUGGAUGAAAACCAGCUCUUCUGAAAUGUAUAAAUAAAUUAGUUGUUUUACACAAACUCGCAACUUCUGUAGAAAACUGGUACUCGGAGCUAGAGCGAAUAAUAUAAAAAGUUUAGAUACCCCCA